Molecule: messenger RNA, 6210 nt
Organism: Armigeres subalbatus
Lineage: Eukaryota; Metazoa; Arthropoda; Insecta; Diptera; Culicidae
Product: cilia- and flagella-associated protein 44
Exons: 8
Coding region: 198-5942 (1914 amino acids)
Molecular function (GO): protein binding
Source: RefSeq, a predicted model, not a curated record
UCGACCAUGUGCUCGCUGAGCAGAAUGCAUUAUUCAUUGAUUCCAUCAUUUAAUUAGUAUAAAGGCGUUUCUAACCAGUCAAAAUAUAUGUUGCCCUUUGCUUUCCUUGGUUACGCUUUAAGCGUAGCAACCGAAAUAUGUUAUUUAUGUUUACCGCAACCAGUAUAAAUAACAUAAACUGAUUCAUUCUCUCUGAAAUGUCUCGAACGAGCCAAGGUUCUGUGAAAACUAAUGAACGAUCAUUGAUUUCGAAACCCAUCAGAAGUUCAUCAUGUACAAUCCCAUCGGAAAUACUCGAAUACGACUACUCGUAUGGCUAUGACUGCAAGCGCCCUUUCAACCUGUGUAAAAUCGAUGAUGCAACGCUUGUGUUUGCUUCCGGUAAUUUGAUACACUUUUUCGACGUGGCAACGCAAACCGUAACCACCCGGCGAUGCUCGACCGGCGGUGGAAUAGGAUGCAUCCAGACUAACCCGAACCCCAAGCUGUGUCAUUUGACCGUGGGUGAAAACGGAACCAAUCCACCAAUCAUCAUCUAUCAGUAUCCGGAGAUGAGCGUAGUGAACUUGCUGCAGAACGGUACCACCCAGGCCUACAGUCGCGUCGACUACAGUGCUGACGGAGAACUGUUGGUCUCGCAGGGUUGCGAUCCGGACUACAUGCUGACCGUGUGGAACUGGCGCGAAGCGGAAAUCAUUCUACGCUGCAAAUCGUUCUCCAACGAUGUGAUUAACGUAAUGUUCUCGCCGACGGUAGCCGGCCAUUUGACUUCGUGUGGCCUUGGUCAUAUAAAAUUCUGGAAAAUGGCGGAAACGUUCACUGGCCUUAAGCUUCAGGGUGAACUCGGUCGCUUCGGAAAAACCGAAAUUUCCGAUAUUGUAGGCAUUCUUCCGAUGCCUGACGAAAAAGUCCUAUCUGGUUGCCAGUGGGGAAAUGUUCUCGUAUGGGAAGCUGGUCUUAUAAAAAUAGAGGUUUGUCGCAAGGGACGUAAACCGUGUCAUAAAGGUCCCAUUACGCAGAUAAGUGUACGCGAUGGCGAGGUGAUGACUUGCGGAAUGGACGGCUACAUCAGGAUGUGGUUCUGGGAAACUGUUGAGCUAGCUGACCCCCCUGAUGACGAUCGGGUGGUGCAAAUUGAACCCAUUAUGGAGUACAGAAUUGGAAAUGAUCUGUGCCCUAGUGAGUUGAUGUGUUUGAUAAAGAAAGAAGGAGAAUAUGAGUGGUAUGCUCAGGAUGGAAAUGGAGGAAUUUGGCAAUGUGACAUAACGCCGGCCUACAAACCAGCUGAACCUCAGCAGCUUCUAAAGUGUCACUCAGGACCGAUAAUGGCGGUUCAAAGCAGUCCUACCACGCACCACGUGGCCACUUUGGGAAGUGAUGGCAGACUAUUCAUGUAUAAUUAUUUGAAGCGAAACAUGAUUUUUGAGUACCAAUUUGCCGCAAAUGGACAUACUAUGCUUUGGCUUCCUGUUACAUUGGAGCCCACAGGGAUGAUCCUUGUGCUAGGUUUUGGAGAUGGAUUCAUUCGUAUUAUAAAGGUUAACCUUAAUGAGUCGAUUUCUGAAUGCCCGGUUUGCAUAGUUCAGAUCAUGAAGUCUCAUUCCGAAGCUAUUACUACACUGGCCAUCAACGAGCGCGAGACCAUAUUGGUAUCGGGGUCGGAGGAUAAAUCUAUAUUCGUACAUCAAUUGAUUAGAGGAAGUUCAUUCGUAACAUUAGAACCAAUUGGUCUCAUAUACACCCCGUCAGCAGUUUCAAACAUCAAUUGGAAACCGAACACAUUUGCUACUGCCCUAAUAGGUUGCCGUCAUGGACACGUACUGGAAGUUGAAUUGCCGGAAACCCCAAAGGACUACACCGACAUAUCGUACCACUUGAAAAGCAUAGAUAUACGCCAGUUGACGUUUCAAUCAGUGAAGUCUGAAAUAAAACGGAACAUAAGAGUUGCGGAAAUCGAGGAACGCAAGCAACAGAAGCGAGCAAAGAAAAAGAAAAGCUUAGAAAGAAUUCGUGAAGAAAACCCAGGAGUCGAAAUCGAUGAAAAUGCUUUUCUGGAAGACUCUGAAGAAGAAGAGGAAUUAGAACCUUUGUACAUUCCAAAGAUUCCCAAUGCCGUCCUGUGGGUACAGUACACGGAAGAGGAUACACUGUGGCUGUCGAUGAGCGGCUACGAUGCUGGAUUUGUCUACGAAUACGAGUUUGAUGACGAAGAUCCGGUAUCAUGUACGCCAGUUCCUGGAGCAGAAGACACCGAAAUAACCACAUACAUCUACGAUCAAGACUAUCUCAUAUUCGGAAUGGGAGACGGUUCGAUUCGCGUGAACCGAGCUAAAAACGACUUCAGAGAUUUGAACGAAUUUUUCACGCUCAAUAUGCAUUACAAUCUCAAUGGAAAAGUGUCUGGAUUGACAUUCAGUUGUGAUAAGCAGUACCUUUUCAGCGUUGGAACAGAUGGGAACUUAUUUGCCUACAAAUGGUUCUCAUCUACAAUGCCUAUAGCGUCACCGAAGUCCAGAUCUGUCGAUGUACCCUUCCCGUGCGUAGAAGACAUCAAGGAUCGUGCAUAUUUAUCACUUGAACAGCAGAAGAUGAAACAAGAGAAUGACAGAAAAGCUAAACUGCUGAACGACCAGAAAGACGAAAUCCUGAACACCGUAGCCGAUUACCGGAAACAGUUUGAGCAGAUCCUGGAGAGAAAUCUGUCGCUCCCGGAAUCGCAACGUUUCGCAAUGGAAGAUUUUACUUUGGAUGAAAGGAUCACUCUGGACCUGAGGAAGGAGCUUGAGGAAAAAAUGGAUCUCGUUCGUCGGAAGACAGCAUUCGACGUGGAAAAGGCACGGCUAACGGGGGAAAAGCUGAGAAACUUUUUUCUGGAAGAAAUGGAGAGCGCACCGAUUGAAGUUCUUGGUGUAAGAAUAUCGACCUCGGUUAAAUCAUUCAGGAUAGGAAAGCUCAAUGAUGAGUACUAUCAGACAGUAGAAGAUUUAGAGCACCGAAUUGAAGAAGAAGAAGCCAGAAGGAGAAUGGUUAAAACUAUCGACCAUUGCAAGUUAGACAAGCGCGAAGACUCCCAACUAGAUAAGAAAGAAUCUUUUCUCGAAGGAUUAACUCAAUCAACGAUAGAUUUUAAACUGGAAACUAAAAUGCGUCGCCUGUUAGCUAAAUACCGCGAAAGAAAAUCAAAAGAGCGUAUCCGCAAACUAGAGUGGGAAGAAUUAAAAAAUCGUAAACCAGAUCCUAACGUCAACCAUCCCGAUGACGAUAUAGCAAUCAAAGAGGCAGCAAGUACCAUCGGAGACUACAAACUGAAGACAGAUCUGGACUAUGAACCCAACGAAGAGGAACUGGAAACUACACUGACCAAGUAUCGCGACUUGUUGCAGGUGAGGAAAGAAAUGUUCACAAUUCGUAGUGACUACAAUGGUGAAGUAUUUGCUCUGAGAGCUAAAAAGAAAGAAUUGACGCAAUACGUCGAGCAAAAGAAACGAAAGCUAGUGGACAUCCAUGAAGAGAUUCCUGAGAAUCAACGAAAAAUGCCUCCAGUUGAGGUAAUCAUCAAUACGGCUGUGGAGUAUCCAGAAAACGAAUUCGAAAUGUCAGAUGGUGCAAAUACUCAGGUGGACGACAGUGAACCCAAGGCAAAGCUAUUAGAAAGGGGAAGCACCGAAUACGCCGAUCGAAUGCAAAAAUAUGUGCUAGGCUUAGCGAAACUCCCGAACGGUGGCACAUGUACGCCAUUGGGAACGGAGUGGGAAAAGGAGCUAAGAGAGAUGAGAUUGAUGAAAAAGUUGUUCAAACAGGAUAAAAUCAUAACCAAAAUCAAUAGGAAAAUUGACGAUUUCGACCAUGAGUUAACCGAGCUUUCCGAGCGCCGAAUGAAGAUUGAAGUGGACGCCAAGUACUUGGAAAUUUACCAGCUGACGCUUUACCAAGAACUUUGGGUUUUGAAGGACUUCGAAAAAAUAGAGCGUAAAAUGAUUGGGAUUGUAGAAGAAUUAACUCUUGAGAGAAACAGUUUACAAAACUCCGUUGUUGAAUCUAAGCAGUUCAUAGAACAAUCGAAGCUAGAUAUGGAACUAAUACGUUCGGAGCAGAAGACGAUUUUCCAUCAGUUUAUGUCUAGUUGCUCGGAUAAUAACUUUACGCCAUUUUUGAAACGCAUUUAUAAGAAGAAGUAUAAACCAUGUAAAAUUAAUAACGACAAAGACGAAACUGAAUCCUCGAGUGAGUAUUCCUCCGAAGAUAUCGAUGCAUUGGAUAAUGCUGUCGAUACCGAGGUUAGCAAAAUAUUCCUAGACGAGCAACCGUGUCCAAUUGGGUGUGACCCGGAACUGUACGAGCUCACUAUUAAGCUGAGGAAUGAGAAGAUUGAACUGGAAAAAAAGUAUUAUGAAGAGAAUAAAACACUGAAUGAAACAAUUAAAACUAUGGAAGGGUUCAAGAUGAAACUAGUCUACGUAGAAUCCAGAUUGAACGAUAAAAAACGAGAGUUGCUAAAUUUCAGGCGAGAGAAACAAGCGAGACUGAAUGACAUAGACACUCUUGUCAUAUUGAAGAUGGAUCAAAUGCAAUACUUUCGAACGGAAACUGAGUUCUACGAUAUCGAAAACAGUUUACUGUUCAACAACGAGAAACUGAUGAAACUGUAUGCCCGCGUUAGUCAGUUGGCUAUGGAGACACUAGAAACUAAACGAAAACAUCGCAUUAAUGUUGUGCAUCUAGCACGGAUGCGCACGGACAUCAAAUAUAUGGAUCAACAAAUUAUCGUGCUGAGAGAGGAAAUCAAUCAAGCAAUGAUCAAAAAAUUCGGAAGGGUGAUCAACCUUGAUGAACUGGAGGAAACUAUUUUGCGAAAGUUCGCUUUUGAAAUGAGGGCCAACAUGGAUGACGUGAAGAAGAGCUAUGCGGAAAGGACCAGAGAUCUCAAAAUCCUGUAUUCGAAGAAGCAACAGGAAUUGGCAAAGGUGAUUCAAGAAGGCACAGAGAAGCUACACGUCUUGACAGUUCUACAGGAAGAAUAUAACAAUUUGACAAAAAUGUUGGCACACCAGAAAAAACUAAUGGACAAGAAAGAUCAAAGCCCAAUCAAUUACGAAUCAGAUCUGGUUAAGCUCAAAGAAAUAGCAAAAGCUCAGAAGGAACAGAUCAAUAUGCUGCAGAGAGAAAUUCGAACAUUAAGUAUGAAGUGUAAACCGCUGAGUUCGGAUGCUGCUCAAAUCUUGGAACCUAUGCAACCGGGAAUGAAGCUUGGAAAAAUAACGGACGAUUCCACCUAUCCUAAUGUAAUGGAUUCAGCACCUCCCAGUACAAGAGCCAGUUCACCGGACAACUUUUUGUAUAAUGAAAUUUCCUCAUUAGUUGAUGAUUUCUUGGUUGAUCAUUUGGGAACAUUUGUUCAAAAGUCGGACAUCAAGAGAGUUGUAACCCAUUUGUCUCACUAUCUGUCAAACAUUAUAGCCAACUUCGCUCCAGAGCAUGCCAGCGAUUUACUUCCGCAUAUCAUCGAAAACUUCAAGUCCUUUAUUCCGGAAGAACUUCUUUUGACUAUCCCUCCCCAGUCUAUCGCUGAGUUGAUCGAGAACAUAUUCCGUACAUUCAAGGAAGGCUACGAUAUCGACACCAAGGAGAUCCUCAACGAGAUCAUUAACAAUAGUUUGGAAAUGGUUCCCCCAGCUUCGCAGAACUACUCGCACAACAUCCUAGCCGAUAUACUUAAACAAGUGGUAUCGACGCUGCAUGUUACCGACAUCAAUCAUCCGGAAACAGUCAACUUCAUUGCCAAUGGUUUACGGAAUAAACCGGGCAUUGACCCUCCCGCAGUGAAUGUAGAGCAGCUGACCCUUGAACUGCUACAGUACGCUUCGGAGAACAUGGUGGACGAUGUCACUGAAGACACUAUCACGCAUAUCAUCGAAGGCAUCCUGCAGUUUAGUACAAAGUAAUGCUAUUACGAUUUCUUCUACGAUUCAAUGAAUCCCAAUCUGCUGUUUGUAAUUUUACUGCACAUCGUUUGUUGAAAUAAACCACCCCUCUUAUAACCAGAUUCUGCUGAUAUCAAUCCGGCUAAGGUCGUUCCGAUAUAAAUCACCCAAAACCCACAACAGUAAAAAUUUAUUGACUGUACUUUGUUAGAUUAUCACCUAACGACAAGCUGAUAAUACGUGGGGCUGUUUGAGCAACCAUUGACGAAACAACGCAUUGGCGCCAACU